AUGGAUUAUUUUUUGUCUGAUUUUUAUGAAGAACUUGAAUUCGGAGAUACUAACUUUUGCUUGGCUCAAGAUCAUGUUGAUGAUGAUCUUUUCAGCUUCUUUGAGAAUGGGUUAGAAGAUAUGGUGGGGUUUCAUGAUCUUCCGAAGACAAAUCAUGAAGCCGUACUGGAUCACUUUUCGAAACGAGGCCGCCAAGAGACAACAUCAGUACCAAAAAGCAAGAGGCCGAAGCUGCGUGCGCCGGCAGCUGAGGCGAAUCCUUCGGAGGAAGAAAACCUGCUGGAAGAGCAACAAAGGAUGUCUCAUAUUGCUGUGGAGCGCAACCGGAGGAAGCAAAUGAAAGACAGUUUGUCGGUGUUGAGGUCACUCAUGCCUCACUUCUAUGUCAAAAGAGGAGAUCAAGCAUCCAUAAUUGCAGGGGCGAUCGAUUACAUCAACGAAAUGCAUCAAGUUCUAAAAUCUCUGGAGGACAGGAAGCAUCGAAAAGUUAAUUACAUGAGUGAAGUCCGGAUAAGCCCUAAGCUGCAGGCGCAGCAGGUUUCAAGUCCAAGACCCUCACCUGCACGUAGCCGUAUAAAGCUGCCACCAUGCCCUAGACUAAACCUAGCCGUGAGUCCCAGAACCCCACAGCCAUGUAGCCCAUACAAGCCAUGGUUGCACCAAGCAGUUGGUUACCUCUCUCCGGCCACCACCAUGGCUACUUCCCUUGAGCCAUCUCUUUCGAGAUCUUCUUCAUCUACUACUUCCUCCAUAAAUGAGAGUACUAUUACUGUCAAUGAGCUUGCUGCGAAUUCCAAGUCUCCCAUAGCAGAAGUGGAGGUGAAUUUUUCGGGACCAAAUCUUCUUUUGAAAACAGUAUCUCCUCGGAUUCCUGGGCAAGCCUUGAAAAUAAUUUCCGCUCUCGAAGAACUCUCCCUUCAAAUUCUCCACCUGAGCAUAAGGACUGUUGAAGAAACCGUGGUGAACUCCUUCACCAUUGAGGUUGGAAUUGAAUGUCAACUUAGCGCAGAGGAACUAGCACAACAAAUUCAGCAAACAUUCUCAGUCUACUAG
Carya illinoinensis is the source of this 1053-nucleotide messenger RNA. RefSeq names its product transcription factor SPEECHLESS-like. Lineage: Eukaryota; Viridiplantae; Streptophyta; Magnoliopsida; Fagales; Juglandaceae. The record is from RefSeq and is a predicted model, not a curated record. The coding region runs from base 1 to 1053 and encodes 350 amino acids. The transcript is spliced from 3 exons. Gene Ontology annotation, cellular component: nucleus. Gene Ontology annotation, biological process: guard cell differentiation; positive regulation of DNA-templated transcription; stomatal complex development. Gene Ontology annotation, molecular function: protein dimerization activity; DNA-binding transcription factor activity.